UUUUCAAGAUGGAGACGAUCUUCAGGAAGAGAAACCGAGAACUCAUGUUAAUGGAAAUUGAACAAGAUAAGAGAUUGGUUGAAGCGUCAAGAUCAGGAGAUUUAGAUCUUGUAAAAACUCUGCUGAAGACAGGAGCCUCUCCGGAUGCCACUGAGUACAACAAGAGUUUGUUCUACGACUCUAAAAAUUACCUGACACCUUUGAUGACGGCUGCUUCUCAGGGUCACACAGAUGUGGUCAGGUGGCUGAUAGAGAAUGGAGCCAGUGUAAAUGCUAGCGAUCGGUUUGAUGUGAGCGCUUUACACAUGGCAGCAGAUGAAGGCCAUGUGGACUGUGUUGCCUUACUCCUAGAGAAUGAUGCCAUGUGCAAUAAUGGAACUAAAUACUCAAAACAUGGAUCAUACACUGCAUUUCCACACCCAGGUGGCACAACCCCUCUACAUCUAGCAGCUAGUGCAAACAACAUUGAGUGUGUGACAAUGCUGAUAUGGCAUGGAGCUGACUACAAUGCAGUAGAUGAGUAUGGAAGAACAAGUUUGUACAUAGCUGCCCAGAAAACCUUUGAAGAGUGUGUACAUGCUCACCUGGAUAAUGCGAUUUGGAAGGACAUCUUGUCACUGCCUGCUAAAGAUACAGGGGAUACACCCCUUCAUGAAUGCGUGAAGAAUGGAAUGUUGUCAUGUAUCCAGGCUCUUCUUCAUAAGGGUUCAGAUGUCAAUCACAAGAAUCUACAGGGCUUCAGUCCGUUACAUAUUGCUGUUAGAGCCGGGGAGAAAUUCUCCAUAGAGAUCUUAAGAGAACUAGUCACUAAGGGUUACAGCACAGAUGUCAAUAUACCAGAAUCACUUGGGUUCACUCCCCUUCACUAUGUCUGUUUCCAUGAAAACAAUAUGCAGGAGAGGAGGCCAGAGGCAGCCGCUUUACUGAUUUCAUAUGGUGCUAACUUUAAUGUGCGCAAUAGAAAUAAUGACAGUCUACUACAGUACGAACUGCGAAGUAAAAAUCGUGACAUGACCAUCCUCUUUGCUAUUGCCAAAAGUGUGGCCUACCUACCGACCAUUGAAUCUCUGUGUAUAUUCCCCCCACAUUCCCAAUUAAUCCCCACAGACUACAGUGCUAUAAAUAGAAAUAUGGUGAAGCUGAUCAAGAAUGACAUUCAGUAUUACAAGAUCAUGUGGUACAAGGAGCUGACCCGUGAUCCUCGACCCCUCCAACACUACUGUCGAUGUGUAGUCAGGAAAGCCAUGGGGGUGCAGAGGCUUGGACAAAUUGAAACGCUGCCCCUUCCUUCCACCUUGAAGGAAUACCUUCACCUACAAAUGGAGGAGUUUUCAGUGACAAUUCCCGAGGUUUCAGAUCACACUUGACAGAGUUUUAUAUAAACAUUGUUUGUAAGACUAUCUAGUGCUGGUUGAUUUAUUGUUCUAGUGUGUAAAGGUCUUCUGUGAGUGGUUUAUUGUAAAGGUGGAAAUUUUCACUUGUUGUUAUUUACAUAAAUCCAUGAUACAGAUCUGCUUCAUGAUUUAGAUGAAUGCAUUGUACAUGGAGUGCUAAAUUCAAAUGUAAUGCCCUUAGUACAAUGUAUUUUAGAUUGAAAGACUUCAGAGGUUGUUUUUCUUAUAUAAUAUAUUUAUAACAGAUUUGUUGCCAUGUAUAUUAGAGAGUUAGGCAACACGAGUGCAAUAAUUGUCUUUGUUUUGUCCUUAGGUAUUUUUUAAUACAUCAUAUGUAAUGUUGAGAUUGACAAAGAUAAGUAGAUAUUUUUUCUCCAAACAUUGAAUCUUGAUAAAAUAAAUAUGAAAAUUCAAAAAGUACUGUGGAGUCAUUUCAAUAAUGUUCAUGGACAACCGAAAUUUUACUGAUUUGUGGGGAUGUAAUUUUGUGGAUAACUUGUAAAUACACAGGAAUCAAUGCUGCUUUACAUUGGCAAAGUCAUCAUUCGCGGAGAUGUAAAUUCAUGGGUAAGGGUGACCCAUAAAAUCCACAGACAUUGGUAAUGAUGAUGAUUCCACAAUAAUAAAAAGAAAAGAGUCCCUUCUGCAUAUCCAGUCACAUCUAGAAAUUCUUCUUUCAGAUGCUUCACUGGUCUUUGUCAUUCAUUUUGAGUCCAUUACUUCAGCAGUCCUUUCAGAUUACCACCCUCUUUUUUAAUAUUAUCUCUUGAACAUUUUUAAAACUGUUAGAUAAAAAUGUAGGCCAAUAUGAAAUGAAUGAUUUAUCCAUGUGGAUGUGCAAAAUGGAGUAGAUUUGGAUGUUCCAAGGGUAUAAAAAUUUGAGAUAAUCCCCAGAAAUUUCAUACGGAAGUCUGAAAUUUUCCAUAAAAGUAUAUUUCUUAGAUCAUUGAUCACCACUUAAUUAUAGCUUUUAUUUAUAGGAAAAGAUCUCAUAAAAGAGAGUUUUUGAACCGUGUUCUAUGGUUACACGUGUACUAGCUCAUUGUGAUCGUUUUCUCAACCCAAUACCUGAUUUACAGGCAUGUUUCUUCCAAUAUUUGAGAAGAAAUGACUUUAGAAGAUAGUAAUCUGCAGCCCUGAUCAUUUUGAUGGAUGUAAUAGGAACUUAUAAAGAUUUGAAGUUUAUCUUGAACUGUGUAUUGAAGUCAUUUAUGGAAAUAAAGUUCAUUGACUUGCC
Messenger RNA from Saccostrea echinata, 2631 nucleotides. Its product is annotated as poly [ADP-ribose] polymerase tankyrase-1-like. The coding region runs from base 9 to 1367 and encodes 452 amino acids. Gene Ontology annotation, biological process: intracellular signal transduction. Gene Ontology annotation, molecular function: protein binding. The transcript has 5 exons. The record is from RefSeq and is a predicted model, not a curated record. Lineage: Eukaryota; Metazoa; Mollusca; Bivalvia; Ostreida; Ostreidae.